Molecule: messenger RNA, 1249 nt
Organism: Salvelinus sp. IW2-2015
Lineage: Eukaryota; Metazoa; Chordata; Actinopteri; Salmoniformes; Salmonidae
Product: collagen triple helix repeat-containing protein 1
Source: RefSeq, a predicted model, not a curated record
CAUAGGCGCGCUCUAAACUUCCCUCACCCCCACUCACUUGAAAUACGGCGCAGCAGAGCAGCAGGGAAGUGCUGUGGUCUCUCUCGAUCUUUUGGGAAAAUAAAAGAUGGUAUCAGCUCUAACUCGUCUGCUGCUCCUCACCUGCGUGAUUCUACCUUUCCACGGAGCAGAGAAAUUGAGAAAGGSACUUGACAGGAAGGAUGUUGAAUACGAAAAGUGUACUGGAAACGAUGCAGAYAAACCAAACUGCACCAGAAUCUCUGCUGAAUCCGAUUCAAGAACCUCUUAUUUGAACAACAUGUACAACAGCUGCCCCCAGGGUCCGGCUGGUACCCCUGGCAGGGAGGGUAACCCUGGCACCAAUGGCAUCCCUGGGACCCCUGGCAUCCCGGGGCGCGAUGGCAUCAAGGGGGAGAAAGGAGAGUGUGUGAGUGAGGUGUUUGAGGAGCCMUGGAAACCCAACUACAAGCAGUGUGCCUGGAACUCACUCAACUAUGGGAUCGACCUGGGCAAGAUAGCUGACUGUACAUUCACCAAGCUGCGKUCAGACAGUGCCCUGCGUGUGCUCUUCAGYGGCUCCCUGAGGCUGAAGUGUAAGACAGCCUGCUGCCAGCGUUGGUACUUCACCUUCAACGGAGCUGAGUGUACAGGACCUCUGCCCAUCGAGUUCAUCAUCUACCUCGACCAAGGCAGCCCUGAGCUCAACUCCACCAUCAACAUACACAGAACCUCAUCUGUUGAAGGGUUGUGUGAGGGGAUCCGGGCAGGCCUGGUGGACGUGGCUAUCUGGGUGGGGACCUGUGCUGACUACCCCAGAGGAGACGCAUCUACAGGGUGGAACUCCGUAUCCAGGGUCUUCAUAGAGGAGCUGCCCAAAUGAGGCCGUCUUUAUUAAGUGAUGGGACCAGGCCCCAUAGAGAAAGAACCCCUAACAGUCCUUCUGAAGCCUUUGACUACAUAUCAGUUUAGUUUCUGGAUGGGUUCCUAGUCUUUGACAAUGUCCUCUGGCCAAUCAGACAACUUCAGUUGUGGCUAAAGCCUACUACAGUAUCACUGAUGUUCACUUGAAURUUUUGUACUACAGCACAUAGGUAGGGUCUAGUUUAUUGGCCACCUGAAAUUWGAUUUAUUCCUCAUUAGUCCCAUUCCUGUUUAAUAAGGCAAGAUUUUGGCUGCGCUUGUAAUCUGUUGAAGUCCUUACAUUUUUAAAUGAAUUACUGUCAAUAAAGUAAUAUUUUGUAUGAAUCAA